UUUACAGGAAACUUUAAAAAUCACAAUAACGACGUAAUUGAAAACAGUGUGGGACAUAAUGUUUAUAAGCCAAUGGAGUUAAUCGAGUGAAUUACAGUAAUGUCCAUGCGACUUCCAUCUUCCAAUUUAUUUGGGGCAAAUGAAGCACCGCAGUUUGACACAUGGAACCUGGCUAACAGACCUGUUAUCUGCGAGUCCUACACCCUAACCACCAAAUACCGCCAGUGUAAGAACCCCGUCACACGGAGAUUUAAGGGCGUGCUUGGCUUUAAGCGGAAGCGACGCCCCGAGUCUCGUGCUGAAAGCGAGGGCGGAGAGUCUAACCACAGUCACGGCACGUCCGACAUCGACUUCGACAAGGAAUUCCCAGACGAUUUUGAUUACGAUGAAAAAGAAAACAAGGCAGAAGAAAAAUUAUCGAACACACCCAAAGUUGAUGUCUUGAUUCAGGAUCCGCCCCCAGAAUCUGUGACUUCAACCGACAUACAAGAGGAUACAGACCCCAAGACCGUAAUCAAACGCACCCCGUGUCAGGAGCUGUACAUCAGGUCCUGUAAGUUCCUUGACGUAAUUCCAGCGUCAACGUUCAUACGUCAUCUGGGGGAUGAAAAAAUCCAAUUACGUCAUCACUUCCUCGGUCCAGACGGAACAAAAGCUUGCUGUAUGGCUCUUCUGAGUAACUCCACAGUGACGUCUCUGGAUUUAAUGGACACCAAUCUCGGAGCGGAUGGUGCUCGCCAUAUUGCUGAUCUUCUACGAGAAAACCACUUCAUAACUGAACUGUCGGUGGCAGAAAACGAACUGGGCAUAGAAGGCAUAAGGCCAAUUUUGGAAGUUGUGGAACAACUAGACAACAUUAUCAGUCUCAAUCUCUCAGGUACUGGAUUAAAGGAGAAAGAUGCCGAGGAAUUCCGAGGAAUAUUUGAGGAAACUCAGCAUCUAAAGCGGUUAAUCUUGAGUCACAAUGAGUUCCGGGAGAUUGGCGGAGAAAUCUUCGGAGAGCUGAUCGGAUUCAAUGAUACUUUGGAAGUGCUUGAUCUCAGCUGGAAUCAUCUACGUAAUAAAGGUGCUAAAGAACUCGCUAUAGGACUCGAGGAAAACAAGGGUUUACGGGUGCUGGACGUGUCAUGGAAUGGUUUUCAUCUGGCGGGCUGUAAACAGCUGGCGGAGGCCCUGGUAGUCAACACAGAGUUACAAGAACUGAACCUGAACUGUAACAGGAUCAACAAAGACUGUCUGGAGAAACUCCUGAAAGGAUUCAAACAGAACUCCACCCUCAGAACACUAAAGUUGGCUUGGAAUCCUAUUACGUCACCAGGAGCGCAGUUGGUGCUCAACAUGUGCGAGGAGCGCCCGGAUGUAGGACUGAAGGAAAUCGAUAUACACACUCAGCUGGUGGAACCGUCGUUUACGGAGGCGGCACACAAACUGGACUCGGAGCGGGGGAUAAAAAUCCUGUAUGGUAUGGUGCGGGGUCAGGACCCCCAGGACGGAGACCAGGACGAAGACGGGUUGAUUCAGGAGAACCCCACCUUGGUCCUGAUGGAGUUCGCGCGCCUGAUGGGAUUCCGGCCGGUGGAUCUACUGUCCACGUUUGACAAGGACAAGAGCAUGUCACUGGACAAAGCCGAGAUUAAAAUGGGACUAAGGUUAUACUGUAUCCCUCUGUCCGACCGUUGUCUGGAUUUCAUGAUACAAAAACUGGAUGUUGAUGGCGACGGAGAGAUUGAUCUUAAGGAGGUGAUGCAAGCCAAGUCAGAAUACAAGCUGAAGGAGAGAGAGAUGCACAACGCCUCCAAGAACUGGAACUUUGACAUAGAAAACACAGACAUUGGACGUGUUCGAAUCAAACUCCAGAGAUUGAUGCAGAGGAAAAUGGACGGCAAUCCAACAUUUAGAGCGCGCGUGGACUUGUUCCAAGAGGCACUCAAAGAGGGAAAACUCAAAUCCGUGUACAAUGACAAAAAAGACAAAGCAAAAGAAAGAGAACGAAUUCAACAGAAACGGAUGAUUAAACGACAGCUGGCAGACGACUCCUUGGAUGAAGAGGAACAAUCCAAGUUAAAACUCGACCUCGAAAUUGUUAGCCAGGAAAUGGUGACAGAAAACUCCAGAAUCGGUAGCGGAUCUAGGAGAGCGAGUGGACGACCAGCUUCCGGACUUCAAAAAUUAAAAGAGCAUCAAGAAAACAGUGACACAAAAUCCCCUAAAACUUCCCGGCCAAGUUCUGACCUAACAUCUCGCCCUAUUUCCGGACAUUCAUCCUUCCGACCUAAUUCUAGUCGCCCCGGCUCCACAACUCGCCCUAAGUCCUCACAGUCAAGUCAGAGAGGGGCGGGGAAUUCCAGCACCACGUCCUCACGGCCGGGCUCCCCUCUGAUUAACACAGCGAGGAGGGACUCGAAAAACAUGACAUCUAAUCCAAACUCAGAAAGAAGGAGCGGAUCUAAUGGAAAUGAUUGGAAACCCCUCAAUUUCUGAUUCACUAUGUGUGAAUUAAUUUAUU
Messenger RNA from Saccostrea cuccullata (small rock oyster), 2506 nucleotides. RefSeq names its product leucine-rich repeat-containing protein 74A-like. Lineage: Eukaryota; Metazoa; Mollusca; Bivalvia; Ostreida; Ostreidae. The record is from RefSeq and is a predicted model, not a curated record. The transcript has 14 exons. The coding region runs from base 100 to 2481 and encodes 793 amino acids. Gene Ontology annotation, molecular function: protein binding; calcium ion binding.